Molecule: messenger RNA, 399 nt
Organism: Daphnia magna
Lineage: Eukaryota; Metazoa; Arthropoda; Branchiopoda; Diplostraca; Daphniidae
Exons: 1
Coding region: 1-399 (132 amino acids)
Source: RefSeq, a predicted model, not a curated record
AUGGAGCGUGAUCGCAUCGCCGCCGCUUCAGCCAAAGCGAAAAUCUACUACGACGCACACGCUCAUGCUUUGGCACCGCUCAAAAUCGGAACUGAAGUCCGCAUUCAAGAUGAGAAAACCAAGUUAUGGGAAAAAGUCGGCGUCAUCGUAGCCAUCGGGAAAUUCCGCUCCUAUCGCGUAAAAUUUGCAAGCGGGAGCGUCCUGUGGCGAAACCGGCGCUUCCUACGUCCGAUCCGAGCCGCAGUUGCCCCAGAUCCUGAAGGAAGCCCGAACACGCCACCUCGCGAUGAGGAAGCAAACGGAACCGCUCCACAUCCAGCAACCAAUCGCUCAUCAUCUGAUUCCCCCCCGCGACGUAGCCAUCGUGAACGCCGAGCCCCCAAUCGCCUCGAUCUAUAA